Fimicolochytrium jonesii is the source of this 1260-nucleotide messenger RNA. RefSeq lists its product as uncharacterized. Bases 1 to 1260 code for a protein of 419 amino acids. The record is from RefSeq and is a predicted model, not a curated record. The transcript has 4 exons. NCBI's taxonomy places the organism in Eukaryota, Fungi, Chytridiomycota, Chytridiomycetes, Spizellomycetales, Powellomycetaceae.
AUGACCAAGCACAAGGGCGGGAACAUGUUUUUCGUUCUCGCGGACGACUAUCAGGCACCGACUCCGGUUGAGAGGAAGAAGAAGGAUCCUCGCGACGAUUUGCCCAGGUUCCCCAUUGAGUUGCCUGAACCUCAGUCGUGCUCCGGGUAUACGCCACCGAAGAUGCAGCAGGUCUACUACCGACGGAAGUGGGACAAGCGAGUGACCCGAGCCAUGUUCAAAGAGCAUGGGCUCGCUAAACACAACGCAGUGAAGGAAUCCCCCGAAGACAUCACUACACCUUACCAUAUCGAGAUGAUUAUGACUGGGUGGCCCGCCCUGCAGGCCUACGAAUAUCAUAUGGGAAAGAGAGACGCGGAUGCUUGGAGAAAGACCCGCCGGACGAUUCUUGAGCAGGAGGUGGAUACGACUUGCAUAGGGAAGUUGCCGGUUGGGACCAAGUUGUAUAUUGGGGGGUGGCAUGAUGAGUUCCUUGACGAGGAUUAUUUCAUCUACAACGAUGUGACUGUGGUGAAGCCCGACGGUACUAUUCACGUGCUACAAUACCACACCGACGAUUUUCCGCCUACCGAUUGCCACACCGCCACCCUUGUUGGACUCGACACCAUCGUUCUUAUCGGUUCCCUCGGUUACUUGGGACACCGUAAACAGAAGGCGCAAGUAUGUGUGUUGAACCUUAACACCAUGAAGUGCCGCACGCUGAACGACACGAAAGGCGAUGAUCCGGGAUGGAUUGCAAAACACACAGCAGAAUUGAUGGAAGAUGGGAAGAUCUUGAUUACCGUCUCCGUUCCCAAGAGAGUGGAGAUGGCAAAGGAUUGUCGCCCAGGCCGUUGGACGUUCGAUCAUCUAACCGCAUCCUGGACCGCCCUGCCGCUCAGCGAGAAGGAUAUUGCAGAUAUACGCGAGUAUGAAAGCAAUAUCUCUAGCGGCGAGUACGAUAGCGAGCUUCAGACGAAAAAAUUCUUAGAGAAGAGCACAAAGAGGGAGUACGACGUUGACGAGAUGAUACGAAAGUGCGAUAUCUUGGUCAGGGUUAAAGCUAUUCAGGAUGAGACUGAAACGCUAGCUAAGGAGAGGAAGGAACUCGUUUUGGACUAUGUUUCUGCUGCAAAGCAGCUCAAAGGUUCCAUUUCAACGGGACAAGACUGUCGCCAGCUCCACUACCACGGCACGAACUUCAACAACGGCCGGCAGCACGGCCGCCAGUACCACCACAACCCCUGGAACGGCCACCGGCACAGCAACACCGGCCUCUAA